AUGUCAAAUAAGCAAAUACCAAAAGAUCUUUUAAGUGCGGAUAAUUCGGUUACUUAUGAUGCCAUCGUCGUUGGGUGUGGUGUUGUCGGACCAUGUGUCGCCACAGGCAUGGCAAGGAAGGGAAAGAAGGUUCUGAUUGUUGAAAGAGAAUGGUCAAUGCCUGACAGAAUAGUCGGGGAGCUCAUGCAACCUGGUGGAGUUCGAGCUCUUAAGAGUCUCGGCAUGGUGGAAGCAAUCAACAACAUUGACGCUAUCCCUGUUACCGGCUACACGGUUUUUUACAACGGCGAAAAAGUCGCAAUUCCAUACCCAUAUAGAGCUGACGUCGCCCCGGCAGAGAAACUCGCCGACCUGGUGCGCAAUGGCAAUCACCAGGUUAGUGACGAUAAUACUAUCAAUGCCAAGGAUUUCGAAACUAGCGAGAGAGAAAAAGGUGUUGGAUUCGUUCAUGGUAGGUUUCUACAAAAAUUAAGAGGCAUAGUAGCUAGGGAGCCAAAUAUCACUAGACUACAGGGAAAUGUAGUUGAAAUUCUAAAGAACAAGCAAAAUGAGGUGGUUGGCGCUAAAGUUGACAUCAGUGGUCGGGGCAAGGUAGAGUUCAACAGUCACAUAACCUUUGUGUGCGACGGUAUCUUCUCCCGCUUCAGAAAAGAGCUUUCACCGGACCACAUCCCAAAGGUCGGGUCUUCAUUUGUCGGCAUGAGUUUAUAUCAUGCUGACAUGCCCUCCCCUAACCAUGGACACGUUAUUUUAGGCACUAGUCACUUGCCCAUUCUCGUGUAUCAAAUUUCACCCCAGGAAACUCGUAUCCUAUGUGCUUACAACUCUGCCAAACUUCCCCCAAACUUAAAAGAGUGGAUGAAUGACGAUGUAAAGCCCCACAUACCAGAAUCCUUGCGUCCAUCGUUUGACGAAGCCAUAGAGAGAGGGAAGUUUAGAUCCAUGCCAAAUUCGUUUUUGCCUGGGAAACAAAAUGAUGUGCUAGGUAUGUGCGUUAUCGGAGAUGCUUUAAAUAUGAGACAUCCCUUAACUGGCGGUGGUAUGACCGUGGGUUUGAACGACGUUGUUUUAUUGAUAAAGAAGAUCGGUGGUUUGGAUUUUAGCAAUCGCGAGCAAGUGCUGGACGAAUUGCUAGACUAUCACUUUGAGAGAAAAAACUACGACUCGGUUAUCAACGUUCUCUCCAUCGCUUUAUACUCUCUAUUUGCUGCAGACAACGACAACCUGAGAGCCUUACAAAGAGGUUGCUUCAAAUAUUUUAAGAGAGGAGGAGACUGUGUCAGGCUACCAGUAUCUUUCUUAUCGGGGGUCAUGCCAAGACCCUUUCUGCUAACCAAAGUAUUUUUCGCUGUUGCUAUCUACGCAGUCUACGUUAAUUUUGAAAAAAGAGGUGCUCUUGGAUUUCCUGUGGCUUUGCUAGAGGGUAUUGCCAUCCUAUUUACUGCUGCUAGAGUUUUCACUCCAUACCUUUAUGCUGAAAUGAUCGGAUAG
Messenger RNA from Lachancea dasiensis, 1491 nucleotides. Lineage: Eukaryota; Fungi; Ascomycota; Saccharomycetes; Saccharomycetales; Saccharomycetaceae. The record is from the annotation of a GenBank genome assembly.